AAAGAAAUAUUGUUCCCAAAAGCAAUAUUCUGACAGAAUGCUUGUAUUCAUUUGGCCAUUUAUGGGACAGAACAGGUGUCAUUGUAGUUGCGGAGCUGCUUCUUCUCUGACAUCCCUGGGAUUUUAUUGUGGAGCAAUAUACAACUACAUUUUUAAUUAGUGAAUUCAUGUUGCUCACAGCCAUUACAAAGAGCUUGUUGGGCAUGCACACAGUAGGCCUGUUAUCUUUGAAUCAUCCCCAAGAUGAUUCUGCACAGGCAGAAAGGCCUCUGCUGUGUUUAUUCAGAAGGCCGUUAUGGCCCCACAGAUGUGCUAAGGUGUUUUCCCAGUGUGUUGUCUCACUGGAAUGAACCAUGGGCAAUUGAACCAGGAAUAAUGCAGUACUGUUUUGGCUUCAGGCACUGGGUUUUUUAGCUUUGGAAAAGUCACUUGAUCUGUUGAUUCUGUUCUUUGGGUGAUGACAUGAAAAUAAUGGUAUUUCAAGCACUGCAAGGACUGCUUAGGAGUAGGAUGUUUCUGACCUAUAAGGGGGAAGCAGGAAGUUGGACAAGAAAAGGCAAGCAUUGAUAUUAUGUUUGCUAUGAAGAUAGGAUUGUACCUCCUGUCCUCCUAGUCUAGAGCUAUAAAAGCUAUAGACUGCUCUGGCUGAGGGUGUGCAUCAUCAUAUGCAGCACAGUCAUUGAGGCAGAAUCACAACACUUGCACCUUGUACCCUGCAGCUAUUUUAAACAUGAAUAAAAAUUUCAUGUUGAGUGCCAAGAGCUCAGCUGGAGCAGACUUGUGCAAACACCUGUAGUUUCACUAGAGAAAAACAAUUUUAAUCAUUUGUCCUUGGAGAUGUGCAGACUCUUCAUGUAUCAUUGCACAGAAAAGCUUUUUGUACAUUUUUUUAAAGUGCAUUGUACUACAGCUUUUAACUAUAGCAAAAAAAUGUGCUUCUUUUUUUUAAUUUUUAUAGAUUAAACUUAAUUUAUUGAAGGAAUUUUAUAAUCUGUUAAGCUUAAUAUUAACUAUAGACAGGGACUUCUAAAGUUUUUAAAAUAGAAUUUUUAGAAUAUAUUCUUAAGAAUGACAGUUCUUUACAGGUAGCAAAUCAUUAACUGUGUCACAUGGUUUCCAUAUGAAUUUAGUUUCACUUUGUGUUAUAUCAGUAAGCCCUUUAACAUUCUUUGGAUUGCAAGUCUUGUAAAGGUAUGGAUGGGAAACCUGCAAAUAUGCAAAUCUACGAUUUUUGAACUGAAAAAAACUCUAUCCAUGGCCAGUAUUCAGGAACCACUAAUGAAGAAUGACUCCACCAAUUAAAAAGACAAUUUACAUUUAUCUUUUCCAGAAUAGAUAUGUAUCAAGGAAGUAAUUUAAUAUUUAGAUCAAGAACAUAGAAAAAUGCAAGUCCCUUUGCCAUAAUAAAAAUGCAUAACUCAGCUUUCCUUUGUAUAGAGCCCUAUGAGCAGGUGGUAUCAUCAGUAAAAAGACUCUAUUGUAGUAAAGCAUUUGGAUUCCUUUACGUGAAGUGAGGAGAGAAUGAUAAGUGGCAGUCUGACACAUGAUGAAAUUUACUAAGCAGAAUUUUUUUUUUUUAGUUGGCGGAAUUAUAAUUUAUGUAGUUGAUAUUGGAGUGGACUUUUGGGUAGCUAGUAAAUAUUUCUGUCAAGGACAAUAUUCUUGGAGUAUAUUGAUACUGUGUUUUAGAGGUCUUUCAUCAUUAGUAACUCAGAUAUUUAGUUAUGAAUGGUUUAAAAAUGACUGGGAAGGUACUGAUACUGGGAAGUUGAAAUGGAUUUUUCUAGUUCAUCUCUUUCACUGUGGAAUUUUUAUAAGGUAUUGGUUUGCUUUGAAAUAUGGCUGCCAAGCUGCAUUUAAACUAAAAAGCAGUGGAGAUGCUUCAGAAACAGAUCCUUCCAACUUCACUAAAAACCAAGCUAUUGAUGCAGUGACUGAUAUUAACAUGCUCAGGGUGUUCAAGGCUUUUCUUGAGACCACGCCACAACUUUUUGUCCAGAUUUACAUCCUCAUGCAACAUGGCAAAACUAAUUGCUAUCAAUAUGCUGCCAUUUUUAUGUCUUUUUGUGGUAUCUCCUUUUCAAUGGUUGAUUAUCAGAUGUCAUUACGAAAAUCUCUGCCUGACAAAGAAUCUUCUGUAUUUAGGGGUGAUACCAGCUUGUUCGGGGUUAUAAUAGCAGCCUGAGUGAUUUAUGGAUGGCAACAGGAGUUUUGCAUAUAAAGGAAGAACUAUCUUCCAUAAAGCUUUUGUCUCCUUUGGGCUCUAAGAUGCAACACUUUCAAUGCUGGUUUCCACUGAAAUAGGAGGCUGUGCAAGGUAUACAGUGGUGCAGAGUCUUUUGUCUUUGUCACUGGAGAAAAGAGAAAAGAGGAGUGACUUCUGCUAAAUUGCACUCACAGGGACUGGGAAAAGAUAUAAUAAGUAUCUUGUCCAUCAAGAAUUUUUGGCGGAAGGCAGAGUGAAAUUAGACGACAUUUCAUUGAAUGCUAAAACAACAACAAAGGAAGUAAGGUUGAUAGUUUCUUCAGAAAUAAAAUUUAAGGGGAAUCAUUUCAGAGCUUCCGUGUUUUAAAUCUGUAUUAUGAAAACCUGGGGCUCUUUCCCUCCCAUUUUCACUUCCAGUAAGUCACAUUUGCAGUUAGAGUGGCUAAAAUCAAAGGGAGGAAACAGGGGCUGAGAAAAAAAGACUAGAGAUAAGAAAAACUGAUAAACUUCACCAGGAACCAAAUCUUUUAGCAUUAUUGAUUGACAGCAAACUUCCCUGAAACUUUGGGGGAAUGGCUCAUAAUAAGGUCGAUAGUUAGGGUGCUCAAGAGCUGUGUCUUGUGCCUUUUGUAUCAACUUCAUGGACUGCAGACUGCCUUUUUCUUGUUACUCUUCCAGCCUUACCUGAGCUUAGCAAAUUUUCUAGAUAUGAUUCUUUCCUGUUCCAUGUCCACAUUUUCUUUACCAUGCCAACCACGUACAUCUCCUUAAUCCUAGUCAAGGAAAUGAAUUUCUAUGUGCAUAGCUUGAACUGAAUGGUCUGACUUUCUGAGACUACACAUAAGAAAGUAGUGUAGUGAGAAGUGUUUUCUUCUAAAAUCCCUCAUUUCCACUCAGGGAUAACUAAAUGUGAGUCCAGAAGUUAAGACAUAGAAAAGCACAAUCCAUGAGACUAAAGCAAUAGUUUUUCUAAAGUUAAUAUGUAAAAGAGUAUCUUCACUUCUCUCUACUCCGGAAAAGAGAUUUCCAGAUUUUUUUGCCCUGGAACAUUCCUUCUUAGGUAAGAGGAAAAAGCCCAAGAUUCCACCCUACCUCAUGCACCAUGAUUGCCCUAAAUUCUGUCUCCUUUAUCGCAGAGUAUUUACUACCAGUAAUGGUGUCCUUGGCAGCAAAAUGCUAGCCUGGUUUUAGGCUGAAUAUACUUUUAUUUUGCUAUGAAAAAAAUAGGAUCCUGAAUAGUGAAGAUGAUCCUUAUAUUGCUUGCCACACUUGUUUGUUUAUCUAAAAUCCUGAGAAGGGACUAGGGUAAAAUGGUGGAAAAUGCAGAAUAUUAUCUCUGUCUUGAAGAAAAUGACAAUUUUUGUCUACCCAUUUUUUCGAGGACCACCUCAAACUUCAUACAUUAUCUGAGAAGCAGAUCUCUGGGGAAAUAUGGGAUCCCGAGAAGUCCUAGUGUUUCAGCCCUGGGGCCUCCAGGUUGUCUGCCUGCUGAAAG
Molecule: messenger RNA, 3701 nt
Organism: Neopelma chrysocephalum (saffron-crested tyrant-manakin)
Lineage: Eukaryota; Metazoa; Chordata; Aves; Passeriformes; Pipridae
Gene: XKR9
Product: XK related 9
Exons: 5
Coding region: 1544-2185 (213 amino acids)
Biological process (GO): apoptotic process involved in development; engulfment of apoptotic cell; phosphatidylserine exposure on apoptotic cell surface
Cellular component (GO): plasma membrane
Source: RefSeq, a predicted model, not a curated record